Pyrus x bretschneideri (Chinese white pear) is the source of this 2717-nucleotide messenger RNA. RefSeq names its product WEB family protein At5g55860-like. The transcript has 3 exons. The record is from RefSeq and is a predicted model, not a curated record. The coding region runs from base 520 to 2472 and encodes 650 amino acids. Lineage: Eukaryota; Viridiplantae; Streptophyta; Magnoliopsida; Rosales; Rosaceae.
AUCCCACGGGAUACUAUUCCCUCUCUCUCUCCUCUUUCGCAGACUGACCUUCUGAUGUAAUAUUUGUCUUCAACCAGCUUUCGAAUUUUCAAACCUCUCUCUCUCUCUCUCUCUCUCUCUCUCUCUCUCUCAAUCCGUUUCUAACGUCCAAGAAAACAAAAACCCGAUUAUAUUUCAAACCCAAAGAUCGGUUCUUUUCCCCCUUUUUCUCUGUUUUUAUUUUCCAGGAAAAACACCGUCUUUGCCGAGAAAGUUUGAAUUUUUCUCGGGAAUUCUCGCCCAACUUAGAGAUUUUUCUUGGUGGGUUUUGGUUCUUUGUUCGAUAAUUUGAAAGGGUUUCGGCUUCGGAAGGAAAUGAAGAUCGGGGAAGAUGGUCGGAGUUCAUCGUUGCGUGGAUGAUCCAAGUUGCGCUUGGGUUUCCGGACUCCGGUGAUUUCUAGGGUUUAUGGUGCGUAAAUUUGUGGGGAUUUGAUUAGGUUUCUGGCAAGCAGUCGAAGUUUAAGAAAAUAGUAGACAAGUAUGGUUGCAAAAAGUGCUACAAGUUCUCCUAGUCCUAAGGUGGAGGUGGGAGAGAUUGACACCAGGGCACCUUUCCAAUCUGUUAAAGAUGCCGUUUCACUAUUUGGGGAAGGCGCAUUCUCGGGGGAGAAACCUGCUAUUAAGAAGACAAAAGCUCAUUCGGCAGAGAGGGUGCUAGCCAACGAGACACAGCUUCAUCUGGCCCAAAAAGAGCUGUACAAGUUGAAGGAACAACUGAAGAAUGCUGAAACUACUAAAGCCCAAGCACAUGUGGAGCUUGAAAAAUCCAAGGCAAUUCUUGAGGAUUUGUCAAACAAGGUGAAAGCCCUUAGUGAAAGUAAGGAGUUUGCAAGAAAGGCGACAGAAGCUGCAAAAAGUCAGUCAAAGCAACUUGAAGAAGCAAACUGUGGCAACCUUGCGGGAACUGAUGGUGCUUGGAAACAAGACUUGGAAUCUGCAAGAGCACAGUACACGAGUGUGAUUACUGAACUUAAUUCUGCAAAGCAAGAGUUACAGAAAAUCCGUCAAGACUGUGAUGCAUCCUUGGAAGCAAAAGCUGCUGCCAUCAAGCAGGUAGCAGAUGCUGAAGAUGCAGCCAAGGCCAAUGCGGAGAGGGUUAAUGAGAUCUCGAUGGAAAUUUCGGCUGUACAAGAGUCAAUUGGGGAAGUGAAGCUCGCGUCUAUGGAAGCCCAGCAAGAGCAAGCAAAGAUGUUUGCUGAAAAGGAUGUUUUGAGGCAGUCCUAUAAAGGUACACUGGAAGUGUCAGAAAAGAAAUUGCUUUCUCUGAAAAAAGAGUUUGAUCCAGAACUUUCUAGAAAUCUUGAAGCACAACUUUCUGAAACUUUGAAUGAAGUUGGAGCAUUGCAAAAGCAAAUGGAGAAAGCAAAGGCUUCGGAUUUAGAUUCUCUCAGAAGUGUCACUUUGGAGAUAGAUGAUGCUAAGGAAUCACUGAAUAAAGUAGCCGAAGAAGAAAGCAGCCUCAGAAACUUAGUUGAAGCCCUCAAGGUGGAGCUUGAGAAUGUGAGGAAAGAGCAUGUUGAACUGAAGGAGAAGGAAGCAGAAACAGAAUCACUUGCUGGGAAUUUACAUGUCAAACUGCGGAAAACUAAGUCUGAGCUUGAAGCAUGCCUGGCAGAAGAAUCUAAAGCAAGAGGUGCUUCCAAUGAAAUAGUAGCCGCACUAAACCAGCUAUCUUCGGAAACCGAGAAUGCAAGACGAGAAGCAGAAGAGAUGAAGAUAAAAGCAGAGGAGUUGAAGAAGGAAGCAGAAACCACUAAACUUGCUGUAAAAGAAGCAGAAAAGAAGCUGAGACUUGGCUUGGUAGAAGCUGAAGAGGCUAAAGCUGCAGAAGAAAGGGCCCUUGAACAGAUUAGAGUUAUAUCUGAGAGAACAAACGCUGCUAGGGCAUCAACUUCCGAGUCUGGUGCCAAGAUCACCAUAUCAAAGGAUGAGUACGAGUCUUUGAGCCGAAAGGUUGAGGAGUCUGAUACAUUAGCAGAAAUGAAAGUGGCUGCUGCCAUGGCUCAGGUGGAAGCUGUGAAGGCUAGUGAAAACGAGGCCUUGAAGAGGUUAGAGGCAACCCAGAAGGAAUUGGAGGAAAUGAAGGCUGCAACUGAGGAGGCCAAAAAGAGGGCAGAAAUGGCUGAAGCUGCGAAAAAGGCAGUGGAAGGAGAGCUCCGAAGGUGGCGAGAAAGGGAGCAGAAGAGAGCAGCUGAUGCUGCACUGCGGAUACUGGCAGAAACAGAGACGUCAGUGGAAUCAUCCCCACGGCAUUACAGAAUUCAAAAGCAGAACCCUCAAACGAAAACUAUUGAGGCCCGGAAGUUGAACAAAGAUAAUACAUCCAUUACGAAAAAGACACUCUUGCCUACUCUUAGCGGCAUGUUCAACAGAAAAAAGAACCAGGUCGAGGGCGGCUCCCCCUCUUAUCUCCCUGGUGAGAAACCCCUUUGAUGUUUGCGUUUGCCACACCUGUGUCGAAUUACGAACAAGUUUGGUUGCGUCAGCAUUUUGUGAAAGUCUAUGAUCCUAGUAUGUUUGGGCAGAAAGAGAAAAAAGAGUGAUGUGAGAUUAAUGAGAUUUGGAUGUAACUCCAGGGAAGGUGUGAUUUUGUAUAUUGAGACGAACAAUUCUCGGAUAAUCGGUUGAAGAUUUUCUGUGGAAAUGAAGUGUCUAGUAUUUAUAGCCUUUUGCUUUCA